UUCCGCAUGAGCGACUUUGGGAGGAGGCGGUCAAAGUUCAGAGUCCAAAGUCAACAAACGGCUUCAGUCUUUAAGAUGAAGGAUUAUAUUAGCAGCUGCUCUUAUAACCAACUGUAUCAAAAUGUCAAACGAGUGUCAAAAGACGGCGAGUAUUUCUGCAAAGAACUUAUGAACAUUAUGCAGCAAAGGUCCGAACUCGACCACACCUAUGCGAAGGGCCUCCAAAAAUUGGCUGGUAAACUUAUGAGGGCUUCCAAAGGAAUGACCGACAACUCUGUUUACGGUGCCUGGUGUCAAGUGUCGGAUGAGAUGUAUUCCCGAGCAGAUGCCCACAGAUCAUUGGCGAAUGCAUUUCAACAGGAGGCCAUUUUGGAAUUACGUCAACUUUUAGAUGAGCAUAACAAGAGAAAGAGGCCUCUCGACAACGCCAUUGAGAGAACGGGCAAGCUCGUUACGGUGAACUGGACUGAGCAAAUCAAGACCAAGAAGAAACUGGUCGGAUUAACACGGGAGCACGAAGCCUUAUUCAACUUUGUGGAGAGUAAUAAGCAUUUAUCUACAGAGAAAGAAAAACAAAAGAUGCUAAACCGGCUGACAAAGUCGGCGGAGGUAACGACGCGAGUGGAUGAGGAGUACUUCAAUGCCAACAUGGAGGGCCAACAGAUGAGACUCAAGUGGGAAAAUACACUUAAAAACUGCUACCAGGUCGUUCAGGAGCUAGAGAAACAACGGAUUGAAGUUCUUUGCAACAUUCUGACCCAGUACAAGCUGCACAUGUCCAGUUUUGGGCAGACCCUCAAACAUGGCCAAAAGCAGAUCGAGUUACUGGUCCAAAGAGUGGACAUGGAUAAAGACAUCCAAAAACUGGUGGAGGAGAACAACGUCACAACGGACAAUAAAGCAGAAUUUUUGAUGACCGAUUAUUUUGAGGAAGACGUCAAAUCACUCAUGUGCAGAGACCGAAGAAGAGAAGCCAUUAAACUCAAACUUUGUCGCUUGGAGGACGCAAUCUUAAAAGCAAAGAAAGACUGCGAAGGGAUCCAAAAGCUGAUGAAAAUCUACUCGGAAAACCCUUCCUUCUCAAACCACAGGAACCUGGAGGAGACCGAGCAGCAGCUUGAUGAGAACACUUUGAAGUUGGAUCUCCUGGAGGCCACGCACUACAAACUAUCUGCGUCGUUGUGUGACCUCGAGGGGAAGCCCAGGUCCUCCCACCGAUUUAAGGACAGCAUUGUCAAGUGGAAAGAUAAGGACUGCGAGCACAGUGUGGUGCAGCUGAUUCGGCCGGUGAAACUCAGGAGAACCUUCAGAACCAGACACUCCCUGAGAGCAUCCAUCAUCUACAAAGGACCCGUUCGGACUACAAAAUCUCCGACUGAGGAGUCGGCGUGCGGUGGCACGGCACCCUUACAGGAACCAGAGGACCGUGUUCAAAGCCCAACACUUGCGCAAGAGCCUAAUGAACACGGUAGGGCUUCUAUAGGAAUCAAAUGUUUAUUUAGAACAUUGUUGAAAUCAUUUGCUAAAUACAUUAAACAUUCAGUUCAGAGAACGCCCGACGUUUGCACCGUGGGACAAUGCAAGGCUUUGUACAGCUUCGAACCUCAACGAAGCGAUGAAUUACCUCUGAAAGAAGGUACGGAAGGGAAAAAAGUGUCCAAACCUUUCCAAAAAGGAAGAUCGGAGUUACUAUGUAAACUAACGUGUGUCGACAGGGGACCUACUCGACGUUUACACAAAGGACGAGAAUGGCUGGUGGUUUGGAGCCCUCAAUGGCCAGACGGGUCAUUUUCCCUCAACGUAUGUCGAGGAGCUGCCUGUGCUGAGUAGCAUCAAAUCAUCUGAAGCCUGACUGCCUCUGCGACUUUCAAAUGGGAUCGACAAAAUGGUUUAACAUUUUUUGGAAGGGUAAUAUUGUCUUAAAUUUGCUGAGAAAAAUCAAUUACGUUGGUGUAAAGAUGACCAAUCUUGUUUAGGAGGAUGAAAUGACUUCUGCUAUGAUUACAUCAGAAUAAAAGUGAAACAAACAAAA
Molecule: messenger RNA, 2032 nt
Organism: Syngnathus acus (greater pipefish)
Lineage: Eukaryota; Metazoa; Chordata; Actinopteri; Syngnathiformes; Syngnathidae
Gene: nostrin
Product: nitric oxide synthase trafficking
Exons: 14
Coding region: 7-1830 (607 amino acids)
Biological process (GO): signal transduction
Cellular component (GO): cytoplasm; plasma membrane
Molecular function (GO): protein binding
Source: RefSeq, a predicted model, not a curated record